ACUCACGUGUACAUGACAUUGCGCGACAUCAGGUUAACCGCUUGUCAUCUCUCGUCAGUUUUAAUGUCAUUUACUUAAGUUAGAAUAAAAUCUUUUAGCAGGAAAUACAAUCAACAUGACAACGAAGAAAGGUAAAGUACUGACCAAGGGAGCAAAGCAAAUAAAAGAGGAGAAUGUUUCCACGCUGAGCUUCUAUACUAACAUGGCUCUAGGCGCAAUGGGAAUUUACUUCGCCGUAACAAUGGUGCUAUUUGAGUUAACUGCACUAACGAUAACAAUAAUGGUAUUUUCUUCAAUUGUAUACAUUGGAAGCUAUCAAUUCAUGUCCUAUAUGGCUCGUACUACAUAUUCAGAGUCCGGCCAACUCCUGGACUCUGGUGUUGAUCUCAAUAUGGAAGGUGGUAUAGCAGAACAUGUCAAGGAUUUAAUCAUACUGACAUCAGGAGUACAAAUCCUGUCCCUCAUUUCAAACUACUUUUGGUUGUUGUGGCUUUUGGUACCAUUGAGAGGAAGCUGGAUGCUCUGGAAACAAAUCUUGGCUCCAUGGUUUUUCGCUCAGCCGCAAGAACAACCCGAGAUAAGCGAAAAAAAGCAACGCAAGUUGGAAAAAAAAAUGGCCAGACGGCAUUAAUGAAAUUAUCAAAAGUUGUCAGCAGUGCAAUACGACGAUUGUACAAUAAUUGAUACAAUCGGGAGAGUAAGUUUGAAAAAGCAGAAAGAUAGGAAAGUUAAAACAAGCUCUUUUAUGGAUGUUUAGAAUAUCAAAUUCAUUGCUACAACAGAAUACAAUUUAAAAUCGAAUGAAAUUUGCGCUUUUUAUGAGGAAAAAUUAAUUAAUUUAAAAAAAAAAGUUUUAUAAAAUUCAAAAGAAUUGUGAAUUUGGAGAAGGGAACAGUGAGAGGGAGAUAGAUUUCGUUCUUAUUGGAGCAUUCCGUAAUAAUUAUUUCUCGAUAGAUCAUCUCAAUGUAUAUAGUCUCAAAAUUAGGAUUGAACACACGUUCUUUUCUUAUUUAGUAAUAUUUACGGACUUAUUCCUAUAUAAGUCGAAGACGAUGAUAAAUAAUCAUUAGGACUUGAUAAAUGUAACAAAAAAGAAAUAAUAUAUUCAUAAUAUAUUCAUUUGAACACAAGAAUAUUAUAUAUUUAUUAUAUAUUAAUUUUUUAAUAGCUACUCUUUCUAUUAUCUUUGGCUUAUAUUUAUAGGAAUAAAACCGUAGAAGUUGCUAGACAAAAAAUAUCUCGACGCUUUCAUUUCUAUUUUGCUAACUUCGUUAUAAUGCUAACAUAAACGGUGUUUUGUAAUUAUAAUGAUAACAGCAACUUACAGGUUGUGUUAACAGGAAAUUACGGCAGUGUGUGCUCCAUUUUAUAAAAAUCUUCCAUUGUGCGUGCGAGGAUUUGAAUAUAAUGAUAAUGAAGUGACCAGGUGCCUUCAUGAAAACGGAGAAAUAACGAUAUCAAAACGCGCGUUUAAAAAAUAUCUAUAAAUGAAAGUCAAACAAGAUAAUAGAUAUAAUGAUACUUGUAUAUAUUAUAGCUUUGAAAGUUCAAUCGUUCUCCUUUCGAUGUACAUGAAAAUCCGAUUUAAAGCAGAUUAUCAUUAAUCUAAGGAAUGUAUAUAUUACAAUUACGUUAUUAUUCAAUGACGUCACGUAAAUAUAAAUCAUUAUUUAUUAGAUUCUGAAAGUUGACAAACUGACACAUCACAGUAUUGCAUUUAAAUCUAAUGUAUUAUAUACAUGAAUGUAUAUAUCUUUGUAUGGGAAUGUGGACAUUUAUAAGAAUUAACAAUGUUUCAAUCAACUUUAUAUAAAUAGCGUUAUAUAGUUGAUCUUUUAUAAUAAUUGUUGAACUCUUUAUAUAUAUUGGUCGUGAAAUACUUAUAAUGUGCAAAGAGUGUCUUUAAAAUUAGGCCAACAUUUGUACUUCUCAUCUAAUAUUAACAUGUCCAUUUAAUUCACAGCUUUCGUUUUGGCUUUCACAUAUGAACGCCUCUGUUCAGUGAAAAAUUCAUGAUUUUUUAUAAAUAAAAACUUAUUAUUUAAUUAGAGAAUCAAGCCGAAUUUAUUCUGUCAGUGUAAUUACAUUAUCAAAUUAACUCGGCGAAUUUUAUCUGAGAAAAAAAAGGCACUCGAAAAAUCAGUAGGAUUAGCAGAAAAUAUUCAGAAAGAUACAAUUCAUUUCUUCUACAAAAAAGACUUCUCUAAAAGACUUCAGCAUUAAAUAAAGAUAAUCAGAAGAAGCAAUUUGAUCUUAAUGGAGUUGAAAACGGAUUAUGGAAGAAAAAAUAUGCAAUAAAACUAAUUCAUUUCAAUUUUUACUACGAAAAUGAAUUUUGCAAAAUAUUUUUUAAUUCUAUAAUAUUGUAAUUCAGCACAGGAUCAAAUCAAAAAUUUUAACAGUUUGAAAGAAAGUUCGAAUAUAACUACAUAUAAAAAAUUAAUUUUAUUUACAUGGAAACAUCCUAGAAUGUAAUUCAAUCAUAGAGAAGUUAUUUGCGUUAAAAAAUUUAUAUAAAGUCUUAGGAACAUAAUACUUUUAACGAUGUAAUGAUAUAUAAUAAAUAAUUUAUCAAUAUAUGUAAUUUUAAUCAGAUGUAAUUUUAACAGUGUAAUGAUAUAUAGUGAAUAAUUUCUCAAAAUAUCUAUUACUACAAAUAUAAAUUAUGUGAACGAAUUACUACAAAUAUAAAUUGUGUGAACAAAAUAUCGAUUUCACUGAACAGCAGAGCGCAUGGCACUGCCAAAUUAUAGAAUCUAAUUAUUUUACAAGACUAAUUUUUAGAUUCUAUAUUUUGCCAGUAAUGGUCUCUCUACACUAGGAUAUAAAUCUUUGAUUUUUAAUCAAAGAAUUACAUAAUAUACAAAAAUUAUUUUGUUUUCUUAAGUCCAAAUCAGAGGAAUCUGAAUAUUUACCUUCUCUUACUUUGUAGCAUAUCGUCUGUUUCAGUUAUUAGAUAUUGAAGAUAUAUAUGGAGCAAGUUAUAUGUAUCCGACUUUAAUUACAAAGCACUUUGAAAUACAGCAUGGAGUAAUGUCCCUUA
This is a messenger RNA of Cataglyphis hispanica, 3043 nucleotides long. Its product is annotated as transmembrane protein 208. The coding region runs from base 116 to 631 and encodes 171 amino acids. Gene Ontology annotation, cellular component: intracellular membrane-bounded organelle. The transcript is spliced from 5 exons. Gene Ontology annotation, biological process: vacuolar protein processing. The record is from RefSeq and is a predicted model, not a curated record. NCBI's taxonomy places the organism in Eukaryota, Metazoa, Arthropoda, Insecta, Hymenoptera, Formicidae.